UAUUAGCUGUCAUUUUUCCAAUUCUUAAAUUAGUCUUAAUAUCAAUGAGAUUUAUAUCAGUUGAUUUUGAAGUUUUUGGGAAAGUUCAAGGAGUAUUUUUUAGGAAGAAUACACAAGAAAAGGCAUUAAAAAUAGGUAUAGUUGGAUGGGUUAAAAAUACCUUAUUAUCCACCGUAAUUGGACAAAUCCAAGGGAAAGAACCUGAAAUUAGAGUCAUGCAGGAAUGGCUUAGGCAUGAAGGAAGUCCUGGGUCAAAAAUAGAAAAAACUGAAUUUAAAAAUGAAAAGUUUAUAGACAAAUUAGAGUUUAAAUCUUUUGAUUUAAUACGAGGACGAUGAUUUUGGUAACAAAUAAUUCCUCUAUUAUAUAAAUAUAGCCACUUUUAAAUAAGGAUAUACUCAUUUAUUUAGUAAAUUUUUUGUAUAUACUUGAUGUGUUU
Molecule: messenger RNA, 439 nt
Organism: Gordionus sp. m RMFG-2023
Lineage: Eukaryota; Metazoa; Nematomorpha; Gordioida; Chordodea; Parachordodidae
Product: acylphosphatase-1-like
Exons: 4
Coding region: 45-338 (97 amino acids)
Molecular function (GO): acylphosphatase activity
Source: RefSeq, a predicted model, not a curated record